AUGUCGAUGUAGCCUGCAUGUCACAUGGACUUGUUUGUUCACGAAAUUUGAAAUAUCUCUUACUCUCGGACCAAAUACAUGUUUUUGAAAUAGAUGUUGAACUGCAUGACAUCGAUUUAUCAGAAUAUAACUAGCAAAGAUUUAUUUACUAACAUAAGACGGACGACUAACGUUAACCAACUAAGACAUCUGCACUCUGGGCCCUAGCGACCUGUCCUUGUCCCGUGAGGAGUAUGGAUUCCCAUGCCAACAGUGAAUUCUUCUCAUUGGCCGAAGAGAAGUUUGAUUUUGACAUUUCACUGUCACCUGCCAGCUCAAGAGGAGAUGAAGACGAUGACGAGGUCUUUGUGGGUCCGAUCUGUCACAAGGAGAGGUGUAUCUCCGUCGGUCUGGAGACCAGUGUCAAGGAAAACGUCAACAGUUGGCCUUCAGUGGGUGAGGGGCCCAGCUGGAGUCCUUUGGCUGUGGACAAGUUUGAGGAAAUCUGCACGGAAGCCAACCUAUUAGCCAGUCAACUAGUAGUCAACCAGCAGCACCCUGAUGUAAGGGUAACCAAUGGUACACUCGCAUUGAGUAAAGAAGAACCGAAAGAAGACUUUGUGCAGGAUGCUGGGGCCAAACUGGGCAUGUUCAGAAAGCCAGUUGAUGCUGUGCUAAGCCCUAUCAAAAGGGAGACCUUCUGUGUGCAGGACAGUCCAUUGAAGCAGCUCCCACCUGCUAUUCAGCAGCGGCUGUUAAGGGAUGGUGGGGGUUCUAACUCCACUAAGAGCAGUGUUGGCACUUCCAGCCCUGUGAGAGCAGGGACUACGACUCGGACAAAGAUGGUGCGCCGAGGCAGGGUGGGGCUGGCCUGCAACACCGGGGUGCUCCCUAGCAAACAACAACCAGCAGCCAGAGGAGCGACCGCAAUGACAGCGCUGCAGACAGCCAAGACCAGACCGUCGCCUGCUGAAAGGACCACCAUGCUGGCUCCUCUAAGCAAAGGUAACUUGGGGCUGAGGCAUAGCCCAGGUAGUCGUAACUCCAGCAGAGCAGCCUCCUGCGAGGACCUUCUCUCUGACACGGCCAGCAUAGCCUCCGACAUCAGCGACACCUCCCUCAACUCCAGUCUGCAGGGGAAGAGGACCCUCGUACCCCCUAGCAAGAGUGGGAUGCGGGCUCCGUCAGCCGUCAAAGCCCCCCCUCAGACCAGGAGAGUGACUGACCGGAGGAGAAACACGUCUUCCUCCUCUUCCUCAGUGUCCAGCUUCAACUCCAGUCUGUCUGUGUCACCCACAGGGAAAGGUAAACUCAGCACGUCCCUCAACUCCAGCGUCAGUGGCCCUAAUGGCCGCCUGCCCGCUGGCAAGAGCCGACUCACCAAUCCUGUUGUGAGUGCCACCAAGACCUACAGGUCUACCCUCAUCAGCCGAGCUCCGGAGCUGCCCUCUUCCACCAUAGUAGCGCGCCGUGUCAUCUCAGACCCGGGAAGGAAGCUCUCUGAGCAAGACCGGUUUAAAAUGGUUCAGUCCACCCCUUUGAAGAGAGUUGAACCGGCGGCCACAACCACCCCCUUGCACCAGACCCCAGCAAAGAUGAACAUGGAGAGAAUGUCCUCUGUGCCCAACAUCCCCACCUCAUCUUCAGCGAAGACGAAGAGCAUUGUCAAGGGCAACCCCAAACUCAAGGUGUUCAUUGCUCCAACCCCUACUAGUCAGUUCAAGAGGAGGUUGGAAGCUGUUUCAUCCCCUGAUGCCCCUCGCAUCUUGAAGCCAAAGAGAUUGAUGUCUACUUGCAGUGUGGAAAGUCUCCCCCACAAACUAGCACUUCCAGUUCCAGAGCUGUUCCAGACGCCCCCUGCUGGGGGGAACAAGGCAGUGCAGCCCAAGAUGAGACGCCCCUCUGCCCUUCCCACCCCUGUGAACCGGAGGAUCUCUGGUAUCCCCAUGCUCACCCCGAAUAGCAUUUCACGGCCAGGCAGGCCCUCCCUGAGCAUGGCCAUCCUGCCAGCCUCAAUCCAGAGGGCCAGCUACUGGAGUCCCGCCCAGGUGAAAGGGAGCCACCAAGAGGACGUGGCAGCAGCACCAGAAGAGGAGACCGUCCAGCCCUUUUCCCUGGAGGACGAGCCAGAGGUGCAGCCCCCCAUCCCUGCUACAGUCCCCCAUCCAGAGGAGCAGGAGGUAUGUCAGGAUGACCCAGAACCAGGAGUGGACCAGGCGUCUCCUCCGACUAACAAGCAAAACAACCACUCUGAGCCGAAUGAAGAAUCCAAGGUGCUCGAGAACACUGAAAAUCUGCUAGAGCAGCCUCAAUGCAAUUGGAUGAAAACUCAGGAUGUUAAUGAGGUUUUUCUGGUAGAUGCCCCGGCACCUGUGUUGAGGCCAUAUGAGAAACUCCUAAUUGACCUCUCCAGCACUCCUGUCCUGAUCAGAACAGCCUCUGCGAAGCCCUCUGGUGGUCAGCUGAUUGACCUGAGCUCGCCCCUGAUCAAAUGGAGUCCAGAAGUCAAGGACCAUGCCUUAAAUGAAGCACCCCUGAUCAACUUAUCCUUUUGAUUAAUAAUAUCGCAAUAGAGCUAGAUUCCAGCAUUUCCUCUACACGUAUAUUGAUUCCAAUAGCCUUCCUGCUGAGCUGACGCUUGUGCCUGUACCAUUCACAAAUGACAUUUAUAAUGAGAAAACUAGCUGCUGAUGAUCAAGGGUUUAAGAAAAGAAAAGAUUGUGUUUUAAGUCGAGACUGUUAGUAUACAUACUAUGUAAGUCACCAAUCUGAUUUCUUUUUAAGAAUGGUACUGUACCUUUUUAUUUUUGUUUGUUACCGUCUUGCAGCUCUGUGUGAUUCUUUUAAAAUCUCUAAUAAAUGUUCUUCAUUUAA
Messenger RNA from Salmo salar (Atlantic salmon), 2853 nucleotides. It is a transcript of the gene gtse1, whose product is annotated as G-2 and S-phase expressed 1. Lineage: Eukaryota; Metazoa; Chordata; Actinopteri; Salmoniformes; Salmonidae. Gene Ontology annotation, molecular function: microtubule binding. The record is from RefSeq and is a predicted model, not a curated record. Gene Ontology annotation, cellular component: cytoplasmic microtubule; microtubule cytoskeleton.